Molecule: messenger RNA, 634 nt
Organism: Saitoella complicata NRRL Y-17804
Lineage: Eukaryota; Fungi; Ascomycota; Saitoellomycetes; Saitoellales; Saitoellaceae
Exons: 1
Coding region: 75-530 (151 amino acids)
Cellular component (GO): membrane
Source: RefSeq, a predicted model, not a curated record
GCAUCUAUGCUAGGUGUCCAUAACGAAACCGUGUAUUCGUUCUCAACCCUGCUUUGCUCCACUUCGUCUUACUAAUGAGUGAUCAUUUCACCAUGAUCCACCCUCGUUGGUCCCCAAAGUCGCUAUUACCCAUCUUCACACAUAGUUCGUAUGGCUCGUCACAGCCGCCUCUACGGGCGUUAGUGAUUGGCUCUCAGCCAUCGUCCUCCGCGUCGCCAGAGCCGCCUCAUUCCCUACCCUCCAAUUACGCCCUCUUCCCUGACCCUUCCCCUCCCACCUCCAUCUUCGCUCCCGUCCCUUGGGCUUCCAGACUCUACUACACCGACCCCGCUCACAUGUACGACCGCCUCGUCAGCGCCAACACAGACAACUUCCACGACGACUUCCCCAUGUUUAUCAUAGCACUUCUCCUUGCUGGGUGGGAAUACCCAAUUAGGAGUGCGUGCUAUGGCAUGGUGUAUUUGGGUGGACGUGUGUGUUGGACGCUGGGGUUUACGACGGGUGACCUGGCGACGACGAUCUUAGGUUAGUUUCUUUAUUUGGGAAAUUUAGAGUUGGUGUUCUUGAGUUAUUGUGCGUUCUUGGCGUUCUUGGAGGCCAUGGACUGCCGAUAAACAUCCACUCGAACCCCCUA